GGGGAUGUUUUCAAAGUACGUUAUAAAAAAUAACAGUGCCUUCGUUCUUGUGGUGUAUUAAUUUGUACUCAUGAUAUAUUUGACAGAAUUGUGAAUAUUUCAUAUAUACAAUAUAUUUGAAGUGUUACUGCCAACACAUUCUUAUGUCUAUGUUAAUUAAUGGUUCACAUGGUGAUAAUUCUUGUUGAGUUACAUGAGACGACCCCUGGAACGGAGAAAAACUCAGACCCAAUAUGGCUGCAUUGGAAGAAGGGUUUCAAUAUGGUCUCUCUUCAAAAUCAAUUUCUUCUUCAAAUAAAUCCGUCGUUCAAGUGAAACUUACUGAUUCAGCCUUAAGGAUCUUCGAGGAAUAUGUCAAGAGAAAGCCGGCACAUUGUCAGAAACCAAGUAUACAGUUUGAUGAAAGUUCUGGGGCAAUACAGAUACCGGAUGGAAAUGGGACCAGAACAUUUAAAUUUACUCUGUCAGCCCUGGAACCAAAUGGGAGCUUUGAUGCAAUUCGCCAGCCACAAACACGAGGUGGCCAGCUGACUUUGGAGGGCAGCAUGACCAACAAGAUCCAGAUUCAUGCCACCAGCGAGCUCUUCGAAACUACCCGUGAACGGGUCACACAAGCCGAGAUUGACAGCAAGAAAAACUCAACCAAAGUGAUAAAGCAGAGUGGUCCGCGUAUUAGUCGUAAGAAGACCACAGUGAUCCGCAAUUCAGCCCCCACUCACCAGCCAUCCCGGCCACCACCAGCCCAGCCAGUCAAACCAAAGCCCCCUUCCUCAGCCCCGGUCAACUUUGUAAAGCGCCCAUCCCCAUCAUACGCAACACAGGGACAUGCUGUGUCCCCACACAAUCCCACGUCAGCCAAGACAGUGUCGCCCACUCCGGUCAGUCAGCCAAGUGGACACGCUAGCCAGCCCAUUGGACACACUAGCCAGUCCAGUGUUCACACAAGCCAAUCAAGUGGACACCCCAGUCAACCAAGUGGACACCCUAGUCAACCUGCCGCCCAGUCCACUGGCCGGACAGCGGGCAACUCAGCCAUCACUGCCAUGCCCUACAGGGACAGGAUAAUUCACCUGUUGGCCAUCCACUCCUACAAGCGACCUGAACUUCUCAUCAGACUACGGAAAGAUGGAGAGAACAAAAAAGACAAAGAUCAACUAGGUGCAAUCCUGAAUCAGGUGGCUGUAGCCAAAGACAAUGUGUUCAGCCUGGCCAAAUAUCUGUACACCGCCGAGGUGCGCUCUGACUGGCCCUUCUACACAGAGGAGGAUAGGCAGAUAUUAAAAAAGAAGAUGGCUAGCCUCUCAUCCGUGUCCCCUUCCGCGUCCCCGGCCAACAGAAGUCCUGACAGCCAAUCCUCAACUGUACAGAAAAAGCCUGAGUCCCUGAAGCGCUCGUUGGAAGACAGUAAUCGUUCAACACACCAUAGCUCAAAAAAGAUUAGGAUAUCACACUGUACCAAGAAGGAGUCACGCCCUAGUACAGAGGAGAGACUUUCCCACAGUCAUAACAGCGUAUCUUCUACCACAGACAUAUCAGACAAAAAGGAAAAUAUAGAUGACACAGUCGAUUCCACUUCAGACACUCCAGAAUACAUGAGGGAGUACUUCAUGAUAACAAGUGAUGAUCAGCGUAGCAAGUACAAGCAGGACUUCAAUGUGGAGUAUGACGAGUAUCGUGAGCUGCAUUCCCAGAUUGACAAGGUGUCCCAGAAGUUUAUCAAUCUAGAGAUGAAGAGGAAGAAAUACCACAAAAACACUAUAGAAUACAAGAACAUUGAGGAUGCUAUCAGAACAGAGUAUAGAAAUCAGAAGAGUGACAUAAAGUUUCUUGAACGAAAGAAACACUUUGAAUAUCUCCACAAAAAACUGGCCCAUAUCAAAAAGCUCAUAACGGACUAUGAUCAAAAGUUUGUUGAAUUAUCUUAGCAAUGGCUUUGUUCCUGAAUGAUCUCCCCUGAACAAGCUUUACGGACCUUCUCUACCGAUGAGUUCAUACACUACACAAAGUUGCCUCCCUGGAAUUGCCAAGGCUUGUGAUAUUUGCCAUGAUGUAUACUCAUGUAUACAGUCACAUUGUUUUUGUGCAUAAUCAUGUGUGAUCUGAUUGUGUUAUCAGAUGACCAGGAGGGCCUGGUGUUAUACAAUAGCUUGUGAUAUGUAGGAAAGGUUCUAGUUAUAACAAGCAUACCUUUAUUGUCGGUGGACCAUUAUUAAAAUCUUGAUCUUGAUGAAAUCGAAUCUCAAGAUAAAUUAUUCUUUUAAAUAAUUUACUGACAAAAUGCAUUUUGAUUGGCAAGAUAAAUGUUGUUGUAGCUGAAAUCUUUCUUACAUGAUGCAAAUUAUGUGUGCAACAUUGCACAAUAUUUAAGUAGAACUGAUCUGUUUACUGAUCCUAACAAAUUGAGAUACCAUUUCUCAAAAAUAUUUAAAAAGGAGAUGUGAGUUCAAUGGUGCACAAGUCAAAAAUAAGGAAGUGUUUGGUGUUUAUCAGUUGUUGAUUACAGUCAUGAAACAUAUAUAACCUUAAUAUUAUCAGUUGUUGACUCAUCUGUUUAAUAAGAUUAGCAAUAUACAUGUAUGCAAGUGCUGCAAAUAUUAUUUUUUAAAACUGCUGAGACAGCAUAACAAAUAAAUUGCAAGGCUAUUUUAUUCAUUGAUUGAAGCACACUAAGAACUUUUCAGAGACAAUGGUUAGCUGUACUGUAUUAAUAUUUUCUAGUCUUGUGAAUUUUGUGAAGUUUUUUGAAGGUAGUGAAAUGUGAACAUUAAUCAUUUCCCUAGUGCAAUAACUCAAUAAAUGCAUGUAGAAAUAGAAGCAGUUAUUGAGUUCUUGCAUUAUGAUGAUAAUUUUUGAGCCUAUGUUUAAUUUUGCCUUAAUGUCUUCCUGAUGGUUGUCCGGUUACACUGUCAAGUGCAUAUAAUGAGGUUAGAGACAACUGAUUUUUAAUUAAUAAUAAAUUUAUUGGUGACAGAUCAUGAUGGAAGUCACAGCCAAGUUAUCUAUGUGUACAAAUUUAUUUCUCAGAUAUUUCCUGGUUCCCAGUUCAGGUGCUGUGCUUAUUUUUCGGUUGCAUGACUGUGUUGUGUAAUUGUCUAGACUGUGAUAUUAGUAGGCAGAAGUCUCGCGCAGGGUUGCCAUUGGGAUAGAUUUUAGCCAGGUUUAUACUCUCGCUGCAUAGCCAUGCAAUCUCAUUUUUGCUUUAAAUCCUUCAGUGUCGUAUUUGAUGUGGAGGAGUGACGUUCAAAAUUGGAAGUUCAAGUUUUUAUUUUAUUUUUGUCAUCCUUUCUUUGCCUGUUGUAAACCUUAAGUACUGGACACCAAAUUCAAUCAACCAUUUUCAUUUUUAACUGAGCUGUUUUUGUAGCAAAAGAAGUUGAGGUUGUCACUGCCUUGGUGUCGUUGUCAGGGUCAUCAUGCAUCAUAAACAACGGCCAUAACUUCAACACAGUUCCGAGAUAUCCAAAUGUAGAGAAAACCCCAUAACUCUGGCUUGAAAGAUUGUAGAGUUAUGCCCCUUGUUUGACUGGAACAACAACAGCAGACAAGCAUUGAGGUUUGCUUCCUGGCGCUCUUUUAUAAUGUUUCAUUCACAGUUUGUAUUUGAAUCUUGAAAAAUUAAAUUACACAUAAGAGUGGAAGUCUACGUGUAUUAAAUACAAUGAAUAUUUUUUUCAGAUUGAACUAUACAUGAAAAAUGCACAUGUAUUUCACUUUCUUUUCUGAAACAAACCAUACCAGGCUUUUUUUAAUAAUUUAUUUACUGUUUGCAAACAGAAGAUUUCACUCAAAAAUAUACCUUUUCAUAUUUCCAUAUUAAUCAUUUUCAUUCGCAUUUGAUUCUUUGUCUAUUCUGUUAUCAUUUUAUCAUUUUAAUAAAAAAAAAAAAAUAAUUGUUACAAAUAUGUAAAAAAAAAAAUAGGAAAACAAAAAAGUAACAAAGUAUGUGGAUUGUUCGGUAAUAACUUUAAUUACAUUGGUUUAAAUUCGUCAUUAUGUGGUGCUUAUACAAGAAACUUUAAAAAAAGAACUGCAGGCGUAUGAAAAUAGAGUUAUGUGUUUUUUUUCUUCAAAAUUUGACAUCUAAUGGCAAUCCACUAGCUUUGUUACACAAAGAAAUAUAAAGCGGAACACUUUUACACUGCUUGCUUUAAUAUACUAUCUUCAGAUACUAUGUUAUAGUGACCUGUACUUAGAUAUAUCCAAAGUUUUGAAUAAAA
Messenger RNA from Mya arenaria, 4217 nucleotides. Its product is annotated as RNA polymerase II elongation factor ELL2-like. Gene Ontology annotation, biological process: snRNA transcription by RNA polymerase II; positive regulation of transcription elongation by RNA polymerase II; transcription elongation by RNA polymerase II. The record is from RefSeq and is a predicted model, not a curated record. Lineage: Eukaryota; Metazoa; Mollusca; Bivalvia; Myida; Myidae. The coding region runs from base 234 to 1925 and encodes 563 amino acids. Gene Ontology annotation, cellular component: transcription elongation factor complex. Gene Ontology annotation, molecular function: cis-regulatory region sequence-specific DNA binding. The transcript has 12 exons.